This is a messenger RNA of Paramacrobiotus metropolitanus, 2742 nucleotides long. RefSeq names its product suppressor of hairless protein-like. Bases 1098 to 2510 code for a protein of 470 amino acids. The record is from RefSeq and is a predicted model, not a curated record. The transcript is spliced from 11 exons. Gene Ontology annotation, molecular function: DNA-binding transcription activator activity, RNA polymerase II-specific; RNA polymerase II cis-regulatory region sequence-specific DNA binding. Gene Ontology annotation, cellular component: nucleus. Gene Ontology annotation, biological process: regulation of transcription by RNA polymerase II. Lineage: Eukaryota; Metazoa; Tardigrada; Eutardigrada; Parachela; Macrobiotidae.
CUAAUAUAAAGUGCCACUAACAAGUACGAUUUCUGUCAAACUUAUGUACAGCUGGUUUUAACCGUAUACUAUUAAAACUGCAGCUGGUAAUACCACAUUCCGCUCGGCCAGUGUGUUUUCGAUAUUAUCGACCAAUGUAUUAUAAAAUCAUAAAUUAAUUAUAACACGACAUCCGAAGCUACAAUAGUACCGUUACUACCGUUCAGAACUUCUGUUUGAUAUAACCGCAACCGUAAGCGAGUACAAGAAAAGUUGUAAAAAUUAAGGUACUUAUUACUACUUAAUAAAAAAUACAAAGCAUGGUACCAUCCCGACGAUUAAACGGCACGUGCACGUGAUAUUAUGAGCAAAUGGCUCAUAUCGUCGCCGACCGGCGGAAAUCUUUUCCAUUUUUUGUAGCCCAAAAAAUUGUCUGCUCCACUCUGCACAAGCGCACCGCGCACUGAGUGAACAUAUGCACGGUUCUCUUAUCUCGAUCGCAUUAAACUGCAGUCUAAACUCGCUUUCUCACGAUUGGUGAUUUCAACUGGUUUGGUGUAACGAAGCAGUAAACUGCAGCGCUACAGACAUUUUCUGUGGCAGUUCUAUCUGCUUGCUUUCCCUUGUUUUCUGUUUUAUAGCGUGUUUUGUUUCAAACAUAAAACCGACAAGGAACCAGAGGAAACGAACUUGUUAACAGCAUUCCGGGAUGGUCUGGCGACAGCCUAUUUGACCGGGAUCCGGAAGUGUCGUGGUACUGUUACGGGAAGCUUCGUUCCCACGUGCAUGAUCCUCGCUGUGAGAAGCAGCUUCUGCCAUUAGCUGUUUCCAAGAGUCCGGCUCUUUCUACCUGUCAGCAUCAGUACGAUAGCCGAUUUUUUGGACCCUACCCUCCAUAUCUGACAACUACGUCGUCUGCGCGCGAUUACCCUUUCCAUUUACAUUCGCCAGCCAGUCACCCGUCUCCUGGAUGCCCUUCUGCGCUGCCGUUUCCGAUCAGCCAGUCUCCGGUCUCCUUUUCCGGAUAUCCUUUUCCACCCGCAUCCAGUACAUGCAGUUAUAUCUCAUCUGAUCUACGCAAAUUUGACCUGAAAUCGUACGCCCAUUGUCUGACCACGAUGGCCUCUAACAAACGCAAACAUUACGAUACGGAAAAUGACUCGGAUGCAGAAUCCGAUGCGAAAGAUUACAUCAAACCAGUGCCCUCUCCGACCACACUGAAUUUAUUGGCACAAAUUAAGGAACCAAAGUUGAAAGAUACCCACAUGAUGGAAUACUUGAAGCAACAGAAAAUGGAUAUGACGGUGUUAAUUCUCCAUGCUAAAGUUGCACAAAAGUCUUACGGAAACGAAAAACGAUUUUUUUGUCCACCACCUUGUGUGUACCUGCUGGGAAAUGGAUGGAGUGCAAAGGCGGAGAAGAUGCCUGCAGAUGUGCAGGUGUGUCCUUAUGUUGGAAUUGGUGGCGAUCAGGAAAUGCAGCAACUGGAUUUCCAAGGAAAGAAUUUCUGUGCAGCGAAAACAUUGUUUAUCUCUGAUUCGGACAAGCGGAAGUAUUUCACUCUGAUUUGUAAACUGUUCUACUCAAACGGACAUCCGAUUGGGACAUUCCACAGUCGUAAAAUCAAAGUCAUCUCUAAACCUUCGAAAAAGAAGCAAUCUCUGAAAAACACAGAUCUGUGCAUUCCAUCUGGAACGAAGAUCGCUUUGUUCAACCGGCUGCGCUCGCAGACUGUGAGUACGCGCUAUCUUCACGUUAUGAAUCAAGCGUUCCACGCUAGCUCUACACAAUGGGGAGCAUUCACCAUCCACCUUCUGGAUGAAAACGAGCCGGAAUCAGAAGAAUUUACCUCGAAAGAAGGUUAUAUUCACUACGGGUCAACAGUUAAAUUGGUUUGCGCGGUAACCGGCAUGGCGCUACCACGGCUGAUUAUCCGCAAGAUCGACAAGCAGAUGGCUCUCCUGGAUGCGGAUGAUCCGGUGUCUCAACUGCACAAAUGCGCUUUCUAUAUGAAGGAUACGGAACGAAUGUACCUAUGUCUUAGUGGCGAACGCAUCGUUCAGUACCAGGCGAGUAUAUGUCCGAAAGAACCUAAUCGCGAAAUGAUCAACGAUGGUACUUGUUGGACUAUUAUCAGUGUUGACCAGGCACAGUACCGCUUUUAUGAAGGUCUCGGUCCCGCUGCAAUUCCUGUUUCUCCAGUUCCUGUGGUCAGAAGUUUGCAUCUCAACGGUGGUGGUAAUGUGGCGAUGCUGGAGUUAAUCGGCGAGAAUUUCACUCCCCAGCUGAUGGUGUGGUUUCAGCAUAUUCAGGCGGAAACGCUUUACCGCUGCGAGGAAAACAUUCUGUGCGUUGUUCCUGACAUCAGUUCGUUCGGGGGCAUGUGGGAUUAUGCUAGUAUGCAAUCUCUGAAAGUUGCAAUCACAUUAGUCAGGAAUGAUGGCGUCAUUUAUCCAUCUGGUCUGACGUUCACGUAUACCCCGGAGCCAAAUCGAAGACUGUCGACUGGAUUCGAACGGCCGGAACCAUGAACUCUCCUUCCAUACGAGUAUUCUCCUCGUUCAGUUGUUGAUCUUUAAUUUGUUUUAUUGUUUUAUCGCGUUGUCUCUUAGAUUCGCUGGAAUCGAGUCAUACAAAUUGUCUGAUACAUGUUUUACUUUUUGAAUUCGCUAGUUAAGAAAAAUUCUUUUGACACCGAUGUUUUAAUCUGGGUUUUAACUAUUUGAUUCCACAAAAGUGGGAGUUGUAAAUAAUUUAUGCAUG